This is a messenger RNA of Gekko japonicus, 1242 nucleotides long. It is a transcript of the gene SFXN4, whose product is annotated as sideroflexin 4. Gene Ontology annotation, molecular function: monoatomic ion transmembrane transporter activity. NCBI's taxonomy places the organism in Eukaryota, Metazoa, Chordata, Lepidosauria, Squamata, Gekkonidae. The transcript is spliced from 14 exons. Gene Ontology annotation, cellular component: mitochondrial inner membrane. The record is from RefSeq and is a predicted model, not a curated record. Bases 34 to 990 code for a protein of 318 amino acids. Gene Ontology annotation, biological process: mitochondrial transmembrane transport; monoatomic ion transport.
ACAGACACUUUCCGGCGUUCCGCGCUGACCCUCAUGGAUUUGAACUUGGAGUUCUGGAAAAGCGAGGGCAAAACUUUUUCCCAAAGAUUUCAUCACUGGAUAGAUAUUUUGGACCCUUUGCUCUUACUUAAAUCCAAGAAGGAAAUUGAAGCAUCCAGAACACUUUUACUAACUAGUGGGCCAGAUAUCGCAAAGUCCUUGCAGAACAAAGAGAUAAAAGAGGCUUGGAACUUAAGUUUGGCCUCUGUGAACCCUGCCACUGGUGAUACAGUUCUUUCUGUAUUUCGGCCACCAGCUUUCCUACCGCUUACUGCUCCAUUGGUCAUUGGUAUUUUAUUACCACACAAAGGAGUGAAGCAAGCAUUUCAUUCACAGGUUUUUUUCCACACAUAUAUAAGUGGAUUCAGCGUGGCACAUGGGAAUUUUACACAGGACUCAAAAGAGUUUCCAUACAAGGAGGUGCUUCUCAGUGCAGGGGCAAUUCUAUAUUCUGCAAGCAUAGCAAUUUUGCCUCAUUACAUCAUGACUCGUUAUCAAGUACGGAGUCCUUCUAUGCAAUUGUUCAUGAAAGUCAUACCAGGUCCGCUUACAGCUGCUUUGUGUGCAUUUAACGUGGUGGUAAUACGAACAAGCGAGACUGAGAAAGGGAUAAAAAUUAUGGAUAGCAAAGGGCGUAUCGUAGGAGUGUCAAAGAAAGCAGGAGAAAAGGGAGUAAGAGAAACAGCAUUAUGCAGAGCAGUAGUAUUUGGGACAGCAGUAUGUAUUCCAGAUAUUGUUCUGCACUACUUAAAACGCACAAGUGUUUUUGCCCAAAGUCCACGUCUUGGGGCCACACUGAGAUCUAUUAUGAUAAUUUCAACCCUUGGAUUGAUGAUACCGGUUUCAUUUAGUUGGAUUCCGCAAUUAGGAACGAUACAACGAAGCGUAAUUGAACCAGAAAUAAUCUGUUCCACUGAAGAAACAGAAUUCUUUUACAACAGGGGACUUUAACUUGUAACUUGUAGGAUAUUUGGUGAUACGUUCAUUUGAAGGUUUUGUUUCAAAACUUAAAGAAGCGUCUUGAGUAUUUUGAUUGGUUGUGCUUUUGGAUUAUAAGUUUGAACCAAUAUUCUAUACACUGCAGCAAAACUUGCAUCAUGUGUGGAAACUUUGCCGCCACAACUGGAAGAAAGGAAUGUAAAAUCACUGAUACCUUUUUAAUCUUGUGAUCUCUAUAUGUAACUAUUAAAAGCCCAUGAUGGA